This is a messenger RNA of Styela clava, 2762 nucleotides long. RefSeq names its product cell division cycle 5-like protein. The record is from RefSeq and is a predicted model, not a curated record. NCBI's taxonomy places the organism in Eukaryota, Metazoa, Chordata, Ascidiacea, Stolidobranchia, Styelidae. Gene Ontology annotation, biological process: mRNA splicing, via spliceosome; regulation of transcription by RNA polymerase II. Gene Ontology annotation, cellular component: Prp19 complex; spliceosomal complex. Gene Ontology annotation, molecular function: RNA polymerase II transcription regulatory region sequence-specific DNA binding; DNA-binding transcription factor activity, RNA polymerase II-specific.
UCGUUAAGCUACUGCUUCUUUCAUUUCUAUAGUCUACUUUACCCUAAACAUAAUAUAACAGUGAUACACUGGUAAAAUGCCUAGAAUAACAAUUAAAGGAGGUGUGUGGCGGAACACAGAAGAUGAAAUUCUGAAAGCUGCUGUAAUGAAAUAUGGUCUGAAUCAAUGGUCUCGUAUUGCUUCUCUACUUCACAGAAAGUCUGCGAAGCAGUGCAAAGCUAGAUGGUAUGAAUGGCUAGAUCCGAGCAUCAAAAAAACAGAAUGGUCAAGAGAGGAAGAAGAGAAGCUUCUUCAUUUGGCCAAGUUGAUGCCGACACAGUGGCGUACAAUUGCUCCAAUAGUAGGGAGAACAGCAGCACAAUGCCUUGAACAUUACGAAUAUUUACUUGAUAAAGCUGCUCAGAAAGAGGAUGAAGAUGACGAUGCUCAGGAUGAUCCAAGAAAGCUUAAACCUGGAGAGAUUGAUCCAGCACCAGAAACUAAACCUGCCAGGCCUGAUCCAAUUGAUAUGGAUGAAGAUGAAUUAGAGAUGUUGAGUGAAGCAAGAGCAAGACUUGCGAAUACUCAAGGUAAAAAAGCAAAGCGAAAAGCAAGAGAGAAGCAGCUGGAAGAAGCCAGAAGAUUGGCUUCACUUCAAAAACGUAGAGAACUUCGUGCAGCUGGUAUUGGAGUUCGUAAAAGGAGGCGAAAGAAACGUGGUGUUGAUUAUAAUGAGGAAAUUCCUUUUCGUAAGCUUCCUGCAGCAGGGUUUCAUGAUACUUCUAAUGAGACCUUCAAUCCAGAUGAUCCAGAUUUCAAACGUUUGAGACAGGAACAUCUUGAUGAUGUCAGCAGACAAAAGAAGGAAUCUCAAGAAAGAAGAAAAGACAAACAAAAAGUCAAGGAUAAAGAGCUGCCUUCUCUAAUAGCUAAGCCGACAGAACCAGUUAAGAAACGGUCCAAACUUGUGCUUCCUGCUCCACAGAUCUCUGAUGCAGAAUUAGAAGAAGUUGUAAAGCUUGGUCAAGCUUCUGAAGCUGCUAAACAAGUUGUAGAAGAAGGAAAUGCUGCUUCUGAUGCUCUACUUGCAGAUUACAGUGUUACUCCAAACGUGUCUGCAAUGAGGACUCCACGCACACCAAUGAUGCAAGUUGAUACUGUUAUGAAAGAAGCCCAAAAUAUAAUGGCGCUGUCCAAUGUUGACACUCCUUUGAAAGGUGGACUGAACACAGAAGUGACCGAUAGUGAUUUUUCCGGGAUCACUCCGCAACAGAAAUACAUUCAAACACCAAAUACAGUUAUUUCUACACCCUUUCAAACUCCUGCUGAUAAAAAUCCAGCAGCGACACCAGGUAUGCUGACUCCGGCUUCUAGCAUUCGAAAUACACCUGGUAUGACACCAGUCAGGGAUAAACUUAACAUAAAUGUAGAAGGUUCAGAUGGGGGAGCCACUCCAUUUGAUGGAAUAGAUGAAAAACAGCAUUUGAAAGCCUCCCUCAUAAAGUUACCUGCGCCUAGAAAUGAUUUUGAAAUUGUUCUUCCUGAAGAUAUGAAUGGUGAAGGGGAAGAGGAGCAUCAUGAUAAUAUUCCAUCUGAUUUUAUUGAAGAUGCUGCCGAAAUAGAGGCAGAAAAACAAGCAAAAAUAGAAGCAGCUAGAGCGGCUGAACUUGAGAAAAGGCACACUAUUAUAAAAAGAGAGCUGCCAAGACCUUCCGUAAUAAAUGAAACUAUUCUUCGACCAAUGAAUGCAAAAACCAAAGCUAACUUAAACUCGCUUCAACUUGCUGAAGAAGAAAUAAAACGAGAAAUGAUUAAAAUGAUGCGAUAUGAUGCUUUGAAUAAUACAGCUCCAAAUCAAGUUCCAGGAAAAGGCAAAAAGGCUGUGAACUUGGCCGUGCACAAGCAAUAUUUAGCAAAAGAUGAGUAUGUAGAAUAUACUAAAGAAGAGUUGGAUGCUGCUAAAGAACUGUUGCAGCAGGAGAUGGAACACGUUAAGGAGAAAAUGGGACAUGGUGAAAUCACUCAAGAAGUUUACACAAAAGUAUGGAGAGAUUGCUACAGUCAAGUUUUAUACCUUCCAUCAGAAAACAGAUAUACUCGAGCAAAUCUUGCUAAUAAAAAAGAUAGAAUAGAAUCACUUGAGCAAAAACUUGAAAAUAAUAGGGGCGAAAUGACCAAAGAGGCAAGGCGUGCUGCAAAGAUUGAAAAAAAGUUGAAGAUUCUUACCAUGGGCUACCAAACGAGAAGUGCAGGUCUUAUCAAGCAAUGCACAGAACUUUUCGAUCAGCUAGAGACUGCUAUGAUUGAAUUACACACUUUUCAGGAGCUUCAUCGAUCUGAGCAGGGUGCGAUUCCCAAAAGAAUGGAAAACAUUGAUCGCGAUUACAAUCUUCAGGCAAGACGAGAAGUUCAACUUCAGAAAAAGUAUAUGGAAGUUGUUCGUGAGAGAGAUGCCCUUGGUGAAGGCACCAGUGGUUGAAUAUAUACUAUGUUGUUAUCAUCUCAUAGUUAUAACUUACAAUGGUGGUGUUAGGAUCUUAACACCUGCUGCUUUCUACUACUUAGACUGAUGUGAAAGAUUCUGCAAUGCUGUAUUAAGGCUUCUCGUUGCAAAGACUAACAUGAACAACUGCAAUUGUUGUUAUUGCAAAUAUGCUCGAGCCCUUGACUUUUAAAUAGUGACCAUGUGCUUUUUCAUGGCUAGAUAUAAAUAAGUCUUUUACUUCAGAGCUGCUGUUUCCAAUUUUAUGAUAUCUGAAUAAUAAAGCUCCCGACUCUUUUUC